Molecule: messenger RNA, 2970 nt
Organism: Schistocerca gregaria
Lineage: Eukaryota; Metazoa; Arthropoda; Insecta; Orthoptera; Acrididae
Product: WD repeat-containing protein 89 homolog
Exons: 2
Coding region: 175-1173 (332 amino acids)
Molecular function (GO): protein binding
Source: RefSeq, a predicted model, not a curated record
ACAAAGCAGUUUUUUUUGAAAACAGGCUAAUUUAAUCUUGCCGUAGCUUGCUAAAGGAAACCAUGUCGAGGAUACCGAUGGUUCGAUGUCACACGGUUUUGUGCGGCUUCCCGGCUAAGGGAUACGCGAACGUUGGACAGGACAUACAUUGUCAAAUCGGCGGGGAAUCUGAAGAUGAUUUUUUUUGAUCCUAAGGUGUAUGCAUUCCACGUAGAAGGUCACCAUGCUAGUGAGGUGGUAGCUGUCUCUACGUCGAACCGCCAGGUAAAGAUAUACAACGUUAACUCUGCCGCGUUGGUAGGAGAGCUGAAUGGCCAUGCGGCAGCGAUUACGGGGAUUAAGUGCGACAGAAAAAAUCCCAACAUUGUGGUUUCAAGCUCGGAAGAUAAAACAAUUAAGGUUUGGGAUAUCAGAAGUAGCCAGAUGAUUGUCGAAUACCAAGGAACGGAUCCCUUUUACAGCUGUUUGAUUGAAGAGAAUUAUGUAAUCGGAGGAAGUAAGGGCGAGAUUUCAGUGUGGGCAUUAGACAGUCAGCGCAAACUUUUUUGUUACAAAGAUUUUCACAAGGAGGAAGUGACACAAUUGGAAGUCAGCCCAGCUGAGCCAAGCACGCUCUAUUCAGGGGGAUACGAUGGACUCUUUUUAAUGAGCGAUUUGAACGAGAGAAAUGAAGAUGACGCGCUGAUAAACGUGAUAAACCUAAAUACAAGUAUUCAGCGAAUGGGGAUAUUUGGGUUGAACAAUGAAUUUGUAUACGUUUUAUCGCCUACUGAGCAGCUUCAAAUAUGGAACGUGGAAAGCAAUACAUUGGUGGUUGAUUAUGGAUUUGAGUUUCGGGACACGCUGUCGAGUUUGUGUAAUGAGCAAAUUGAUUAUAUGAUUGGCUGCGACUACAAUGUAAUGGAGGAUGAACUGUUGCUGUUCGCUGGGAGUUUUUCUGGACAGGUCUUCAUUUUCCGCAUUCAAGGCGAUCUGGUCACGUAUUUGGGGAAAUGGCAGGAGCACGAGGCUGUCGUUCGAGAUGUGUAUUGUUCUUUAGACAGAAGGUUUGCAGUCAGUGUAGGCGAGGACAGUAAAAUUGUUUUUUGGGGGGGACAAGAGCGGCGGCCAUCGAUGAAAGGACUGAAGUCUGUUCGGCACGCGAAUCCAGCAUCCAGAAAAAGUCCGUAUUAGUGGAGGGCGGCUUUGACUAUUUUUGGAUUUAGGGCUUGGAUACACAAUUAUUCGAAAUGUUUAUUUGGAAAACGCAUUACGGAUGGUGAGUCGAGUCUUCUCUAACGCAGUGACAACGCAAACGUUUGAACCAUGGAAGACUUUGCUUGUGUUGAAUCCGGCGAACAGAAAGGGAUGAACAAAUGAGAAGCUCAAAGUCGAUCUUAUAAUUGGCAUGAGCUGCUUUGCGUAACAAGACGAUGAUAAACUGCUCGAGAUAAGCCGAGGUGCUGUACCCUUUCUCUUUGCAGAGAGCUAAACUUAAGCACAUUGUACAUGUACACUUUUUUUUUUUAAUUCGUCGAAAUAGGUUCUUCAGAUUCUAGCUUGGUCCAGGGGCCUGGGUGGCAUUUUUUCAUUUUAAUCUCUAAUUUGGUUGGAAGCCAUUCAUGUGUGCACGCUUCCGGGACAAUUUGCGAGAACAGCGGUAUAAAGGCUGAAUAUGUUUUGCCGUUUAAAAACUGAAUGUCGAUUUUUACGGAUUGGGUACAAUAGGUGACAGAAGACGACUUAGGGUUCAUGUUCUUGCCGUAUACGCAUACGCACAUUUGGUCUCCUAACUGGUAGUAGUCACGGCGGCACUCAACAAAGUUUGGGUCUGUCGGUGCACCAGACUUCAAAAAUUUGUGACGUCCAGUUUUGCAUCCUGGUAUUUUCAAAAACUCUUCAAAUUCCCCGGCGCGGGGUCUGCAACAGCUCCAGUACUUGCUGCCUUCGUAGAAAACAGCGAUUCCGGGAUGGUAGACGCAAGGCUCCGUGCGAGAGGAAUCGCCCGAAAAUACAGCCGAACAAAAAGAGUGUAGACACUUAGCUCCAGGCUCGAUAACUGCAUCCAAGGGGUCGUCUGGCUCUUCGAUAAUUUCAACCUGUUGCUUCGCAGUCGACGACUCGUUUUGAAAUGUGGGUUUUGAACUACGUGCGGCCGUGUUAGAAGGUGACACGGCCGAAGCCGCCUCGGUAGCAGCGGGUAAUGCGGAUUGAGAGGUAAUAUCAGAAGACUUUAAAGGACAAUCAGAGGACGGUUGCUGCGCUUGUGACAAAUUUGUACCGUUUGUUUUUGUACGAUGAAAACCGACAGUACAGCCAGCAAUGCGCAAGAACUCAUCGAAAUCGUCAGAUUUUGAAUCACAACAAGGCCAUCUCUUAAUAGUUUCAUGAAAAAUAGGUGCCAUAGGAUGGUAUCGACAUGCUUUGUCGCUGUUGGUUCCUUCCGUGAAGGUGCUUCCGCAGCCAUGGUUGACGCAUUUUUUAGUUUCCGAUAGCGGGCUGCUGUCGGUGCGCAUGAUGCAGACAUCACUCCCCUCCUCUACCAAGUCGAAUAGGCAACAAUCAGGAGGAUAUCGCCUCGAUCUCAACGAACGCUCGUUAGUCCCACCCCAAUCGAUUAAUAAGAAGAAAUGCUAUGGUGUACGUUUUUGUAUAUCCAUCAAUGCGAAACUUCGCAAAAAAGGGGCUAAACAUACGAUUUAGAAGGUGCUAAAAACGUAUUUUCCGGAGUUAAAUCCAGCUUUUGGUCAGAGGGCGUAGAUUGCGCCGACGUCUUACUAACGUGUUGCUUGUAAGCCGUCAAAAAUUCCUGGACAAACCAUGGCAGGGCAGAGAAAUCAUGGCGAAGAUGGGUAAGCACCACCCGACGGUCAUGUGUGUACUUGAAAAAAGAAUUAUGCUCAUGAAUAAAGAGGAAAGAAACUUACCUCAAUGAUUGACUUUAUAGUAUGGCGCUUAGAGAUAAGCACCUUGGCGGUAAAUUCAUCUCGA